AUGCUUACGUCUGUGUUGUGUAUCGCUUCAUUGAUAACCCUUCUCGAUGCUCAUAUUUCAAUAAAGAAAGAAAGAUUUGAACCAUUGUCAGAUGACAUCAUCUCGUAUAUCAAUCAACAUCCAAAUGCUGAAUGGAAAGCUGAGAAAAGCAAUCGUUUCCACUCACUGGAUGACGCACGCAUUCUGAUGGGUGCAAGAAGAGAGGAACCAGAAUUAAGAAAGAAGAGACGUCCCACAGUUGACCAUAAUGAUUGGAAUGUAGAAAUUCCAUCAAGUUUCGAUUCAAGGAAGAAAUGGCCUCGUUGUAAAAGUAUAGCGACCAUCCAUGAUCAAUCACGAUGUAGAUCAUCUUGGGCUUUCGCUGCUGUCGAUGCCAUGAGUGAUCGAAUCUGCAUACAGUCACGUGGCAGACAACCUGUGGAACUAAGUGCUGUGGAUCUAGUGAGCUGUUGCAGCGAUUGCGGAUUUGGGUGUGAUGGUGGAUUCCCUGGUCGUGCUUGGGAUUAUUGGAUAGGGGAAGGUAUUGUUACCGGAAGUUCGAAAGAGAAUCACACAGGCUGUCAACCAUAUCCAUUCCCGAAAUGUGAGCAUCAUGCCAAAGGGAAGUAUCCUGCAUGUGGUGAAAAAAUCUACAAAACUCCUCGUUGUAAACAGACAUGUCAGAAAAGUUACAAAAUCCCAUAUAUCCAAGACAAGCAUCGAGGUACAUUAUCCUACAAUGUUGCUGAUAAUGAAUUGUCUAUUCAAAAGGAAAUCAUGAAGUAUGGACCAGUAGAAGCAAGUUUCACCGUUUAUGAAGAUUUUCUAAAUUACAAAUCUGGGAUCUAUGAACAUAUUACUGGGGAACCAGUUGGUGGACAUGCCAUACGUAUAAUUGGAUGGGGUGUGGAAAAAGACACUCCUUAUUGGUUGAUCGCGAAUUCGUGGAAUGAAGAUUGGGGUGAAAAUGGAUAUUUCAGAAUACUACGUGGUCACAAUGAGUGUGACAUAGAAUCCUACGUAAUAGCUGGUCGGAUUAACUAA
Molecule: messenger RNA, 1023 nt
Organism: Schistosoma curassoni
Lineage: Eukaryota; Metazoa; Platyhelminthes; Trematoda; Strigeidida; Schistosomatidae
Source: the annotation of a GenBank genome assembly